AUGGCUCUCUACAAAGUGAUCUGUGUGGCAGCUCUGCUGACUCUACUGGCAGCAGAGUCUCACUCACAACUUAAUGUGUGCGGUCGGCCUCCUCGCAACACCAGGAUCGUUGGAGGACAGGCGGCCCCUGCAGGCAGCUGGCCCUGGCAGGUCAGUCUGCAAAGAUCUGCGGGUCACUUCUGUGGAGGAUCCCUCAUUAACAAAGAAUGGGUGCUGUCGGCUGCUCAUUGCUUUACUAGCACGAGCACAAGCAACUUGUUUGUUAUCCUCGGACUGGAGCGUCUUCAGGGGUCCAACAAAAAUUCAUUGUCUCGAAAAGUCUCCCAGAUCAUCAAUCAUCCUGACUACAACAGUGCCACAAAUGACAACGACAUCUCCCUCUUGAAGCUCUCCUCCUCGGUUGAGUUCAAUGACUUCAUCAUGCCAGUGUGCCUGGCAGCACCAGGCAGCACCUUCUUCAGUGGUGUGACCUCUUGGGUCACUGGCUGGGGCCGCAUCGGAUCUGGAGUACCACUUCCUGCCCCACAAAACCUAAUGGAAGUGGACGUGCCCGUUGUUGGGAACAGACAGUGUAACUGUGAAUAUGGAGUGGGCGACAUCACAGAGAACAUGAUCUGCGCUGGGUUACGUGCUGGAGGGAAGGACUCCUGUCAGGGGGACUCAGGUGGUCCGAUGGUGUCAAAGACAGGAAGUCUCUGGGUCCAGGCUGGAGUUGUGAGCUUUGGAAGAGGUUGUGCACUGCCUAAUUUCCCAGGAGUCUACGCCAGAGUGUCCCAGUAUCAGUCCUGGAUCAACAGCCAAAUCACUAGCGACCAACCGGGCUUCGUCACGUUCACGUCCACUGGGACUGACAGUGACCUCAGUGCGAAUUGUUCCGGCCUGCCACCUCUAACAACCACCCUGCCUCCAAAAACCACUCCAACAACCACCCUGCCUCCAACAACCACUCCAACAACCACCCUGCCUCCUGUGGUCUGUGGUACUGCCCCAUUGAAUUCACGUAUUUUGGGGGCUAGGUUGAUGGGGGCUAGCUCGGUGGAGACUGCUGGCGUGUGGCCAUGGAUGGCGAGCCUCCAGAAGAAUGGAAGUCAUAUGUGCGGCGGGACUCUGGUGUCUGUGGACUCAGUGCUGAGCGAUGCCAACUGCUUCUCAAGUUCACCAGUGGCGUCUGAAUGGACUGUGGUCUUGGGUCGUUUGAAACAGAAUGGAUCCAACCCCUUUGAGGUGACACUGAACGUGACAAAUAUCACCCUAAGCAACCUAAUUGGGUCUAAUGUAGCAGUGCUGCGUCUGUCAACUCAGCCCACUCUGUCCAACUACAUCCAGCCCAUCUGCCUGGACACAGAAAAGACCUUCCCUGUGGGCUCCACAUGUUGGGCUGCUGGCUGGAGCUCUGGACGAGGAGGGGUGGAACAAGUUCUGCAGGAGAUUCAGACCUCAGUGGUAGAUUGUGGGAACACAUCAACGAGGGGCAGGAUUUGUACAGAACCCUUUACACUGGAGCAGGGUGACAAUGGGGGUCCAAAGAUGUGUAAGAUAAACGGCUCUUGGUUCCAGGCAGCCGUGUUGUCAGUCAACAGCAACACCAACACCACCACCAACACCACCACCAACACCAACAGCACUUCCAGAACCUCCGCCACUGAAACUCGGGCAGAUUUGGUGAUGGUCUUCAUCUUACUGAGGAACUAUCGGCCCUUCCUGAAACUGACCAUCGUAACGUUCUUAUCUCCAGCCUCCUCCUCCAGUAACAGCAACACAACCCCCAACCAGACCCCCAGCCAGACCCCCAACCAGACCCCCAGCCAGACCCCCAGCCAGACCCCCAACCAGACCCCCAGCCAGACCCCCAACCAGACCCCCAGCCAGAUCCCCAGCCAGACCACCAGCGGGGGGCCACCUGCUCACCCCUUCUUCUUCUUCUUCUUCCAGCUCCUUGUCUUCUCCGUUUUUCUCCACCUAACUGUCUAG
Messenger RNA from Scomber japonicus (chub mackerel), 1971 nucleotides. RefSeq lists its product as uncharacterized. The record is from RefSeq and is a predicted model, not a curated record. NCBI's taxonomy places the organism in Eukaryota, Metazoa, Chordata, Actinopteri, Scombriformes, Scombridae. Bases 1 to 1971 code for a protein of 656 amino acids. Gene Ontology annotation, biological process: proteolysis. Gene Ontology annotation, molecular function: serine-type endopeptidase activity. The transcript is spliced from 10 exons.